Molecule: messenger RNA, 1272 nt
Organism: Aureobasidium uvarum
Lineage: Eukaryota; Fungi; Ascomycota; Dothideomycetes; Dothideales; Saccotheciaceae
Source: the annotation of a GenBank genome assembly
AUGGCGUCGUCUGCAGAUGCUCUCACAGCUACCUUCUUCGACAAUUCUCGGUAUUCUGACAUAGUCAUCAAGUUCGGCGACAACAGAAUCCGCGCUCACAAAGUCAUCCUUGCGCAGCAGUCUGGCUACUUUGCUACUGCUUUAUUCAGUCGCUUCCAGGUUGCAACAAACCCUGUCAUCGAUCUUGGUGAUGAGGACGAUCCUGAGCUGCUUACCGAUGUCAUCAAAUACCUUUACCGUCAGGGUCCCAUACACGACUAUCUCUCCAACCUCAUGUUUUCAAUGGAUCGCCUCCUUGAACUCUACUUGAUCGGAGACAAUGACGUCUUCAUAGACUGUGUGUCCAAGAUCUGUGGUCCAUCUUCUAUCCAGCUUGCGGACAACACGCUACAAAACGUGGUCAUGGAUAUUUGCCAGCAGAAAUACAAAAAGCUGCUCAGCGAUGAGGUAUUUCUCAAGCACUACAGAGAAGGAGAACUAUUCGACAACAAGAACGCAGCUGCUUUCGGCUUGCAACUCGGGAGACGGCUGCUCGAGGAUGAUUGGUUUGAGAAGGUCGGUGGCUUCUCAGAGUCUCAUAUCGAACUUAUAGACCGCGGUCCUCUGAAGAGGGCAAUGAACAACUUCUUCAACGAUAAGAGACUGUCCGACAUGACCCUCAUCUGGGGCGAUGGCCAAAAGAGUUCCGCUCACAAGGUUGUCCUGGCCGGCCACUCGUCUCAUCUACGGGCUAUACUCGAAGCUUCUCCUACUGUCAGUUUUGCCAGUUGUGACGAUGGAAUAUUAGGCUCACAUGACAAUAGAUCGUUGNAGAUUGACCUUGGUACCGAGUACGACUCUGCUGCAACAGCAGCCUUCAUCGAAGACAUGUACACAUGCCACAACACUGCUUCGUUCGACUCAAGCUCCGAGCGCUCUAUUCCAUGCCUUGCCGAGCUUUAUCUGCUGGCAAACAGACAUGGGCGUGACGAUACAGCCCAAGAAUACAAAAAUCAAUGCGCAGGUGUGCUGAGCAAGCAGCUAUUCACAGAUGAGCUGCUGUCACAAGUGGCGACUCUUUGCGGGCCAGACUCUAGAUAUACCGAUACACCGCUUGCCGAGACGGCCUUCACAAAUAUUCUGCAGCGCAUCCAGGUCAUAUCAGAAAAUGGGGAGCCACCCCAUACACUUGAGGACAAGCUUGAGCAAGGAUCUUUGUUCAAUGCCACAUUUACUAGACGCUUUGCUAAGGAGAUACUUGCCAGUUAUUGGGUGGAAAGACAAAAUGUCAGA